CUGGAGCCUCGGGCACCGCCCCCGGGCGAGGAAAGGUGGGCGCCUGGGCGGGAAGCGUGGGGCGCGCCACGGGGAGGCGGUGGGCGGCGCAGAGCACUACCAGCCACCUGCAGGCUCGGUCCUCAGCACCCGCAGGUUCCGUGCGCCCCCUGCGCGCUGACCGAGCAUCUUUCACCCCGACCCUCCAGGGAGUCGGCGCCGGAGACCUGACUAGAAAUCCAGAAGCCCUUCCCUGGCCGGGAAGCCGGAUGCGCAGCUUUGACGAGAUUGGGACGACUUGCUCUUCUCACCUCCAGAACCGCCACUUCCCUCUCUCAGCGCCAGACGUCACGUUGAGAAAGCUGCUGGACUUAAUCUUUACAAGAAUCCCCUGCGGGGCGUGGCUGGCGUCCUCUAGCCGCACGGCCCUGGAGAGCUGGACUUGGCUGGGAGUGACUCUCGUUCUGAGCCUGAGGAGAGCGAGAGAGCGAGGAAGAGUGUGAGGGCCGAGCAUCCUCGGGAGGAGAUGCCUUUAAAAAAUCAUUCAUAGCAGCAGAAGAAACAGCUCUGUGUUGCUAUGUUUUGCUUGUACUGAGUGGUUUUCUGGUGAAAUGCUGUUUUGGUUAAAAGAAGAAAUGGCCCCUCAGGAGUUCACCCGGCGCCUGGACACAGUGAUCACUCAUGUCGAUGAAAUUAUGCAGCAGGAAAUCAGGCCUUUGUUGGCAGUGGAUAUAAUUGAACAACUUCACAGACAAUUUGCCAUUCUUUCAGGAGGCCAAGGGAAAGAUGGUGCCCCCAUCAUCACUUUUCCAGAGUUUGUGGGGUUCAAACACAUCUCAUAUGAGGACUUCCUGAAUGUCAUGACCUACCUCACCAGCAUCCCCGGUGUGGAGGCUGCCAGCAUUGGAUUCAUCAUUGUUAUCGACAGACGAAGGGACAAGUGGAGCUCCAUAAAAGCAUCCUUGACACGAAUAGCUGUAGCAUUUCCAGGAAACUUGCAGCUCAUAUUCAUUCUUCGUCCAUCUUGCUUUAUCCAGAGAACAUUCACUGACAUUGGCAUUAAGUUCUAUCGAGAUGAAUUUAAAAUGAAAGUGCCGAUCAUUAUGUUAAACUCCAUUUCUGACCUUCAUGGCUACAUUGACAAAAGCCAACUGACAGAGGACUUAGGGGGAACUUUGGAAUAUCGCCACAGUCAGUGGAUAAAUCAUCGAACUGCCAUUGAAAACUUUGCCUUGGCAUUAAAGACUACUGCCCAGAUGCUCCAGACUUUUGGGGCCUGCCUGGCCACAACAGAGCUGCCCAGAGGCGUGCCAUCCAGUGAAGACCUUCUCAUGUCCCAUACAAGGCAGCGGGGUCAGUUACAGGAUAAGCUGAAAUUACUUGGAAAGCAAGGGGCCACAUUGCUGUCAUGCAUUCAAGAACCAGCAACCAAAAAGCCCUCGAGCAAACUCAAUCUCAAUGAACUAGAGAAUGUAGCUACCAUGGAAAGGUUAUUGGUUCAGUUGGAUGAAACAGACAAGGCUUUUUGUCAGUUUUGGUCUGAGCAUCACCUGAAACUUAACCAAUGCCUACAACUACAGCACUUUGAACACAACUUUUUUGAGGUUAAGCUUACCCUGAAAAACUUGUUGGCAGAGCAAGCAGAGUUUACAGACAUCGGAGACAGUGUGAUGCGUGUGGAGCAACUUCUUAAGGAAUACAAAAAACUGGAAGGAGAAGGCCAGGAGCCUUUGGAAAAGGCCCAGCUGCUUGCAGUAAUUGGGGACCAGCUCAUCCAAAGCCACCACUAUGCAAUGGACUCCAUCAGACCCAGGUGCACAGAGCUCAGGCACCUCUGUGAUGACUUCAUCAAUGAAAACAAGAAAAAACAUGAGAUUUUAGAAAAGUCCUUGGAAUUACAUAGACAGCUGGACAAGGUCAGCCAGUGGUGUGAUGCGGGAAUCUACCUCUUGGCUUCUCAAGCUGUAGACAAGUGCCAGUCCCGAGAAGGAGUUGACAUUGCCUUGAACGACAUUGAGACAUUCCUGGACACAGCAAAAGAGUACCAGUUACCCAGCCCCAAGGAGUUUUACAGCCAGUUUGAGCUGAUCCUCACCCUUGAUAUGAAGGCCAAAGCUCAGAAAGUCCUGCAGAAGCUGGGUGAUGUGCAAGAAAUAUUUCACAAAAGGCAAAUGAGUCUGAUGAAACUGGCAGCCAGACAGACUCGCCCAGUGCAGCCCGUAGCCCCUCAUCCUGAGUCCUCCCCAAAAUGGGUGUCACCAAAAAUCAGCCAGCCCUCUGCCUUGGCUCCUCAUCGGAAAACAUCUGAGGAACCUUAUGCAGAAGCACAUUUGAGCUCCCUGGGAAAGGAAGAUGACGAGACUAAAUUUGAAGUCAAGAAUGAAGAAAUACUUGAAAGCAGUCAUGAUGGGGAGAACCCUGAGCCAGAGCAGAUUGACAGCUCUAAAAACCUUUCCCCGAGCAGGCGCAUUGUAUGUGACUUGCUUGAGACCGAAGAGACUUACAUAAAGGAGAUUAAGAACAUAAUUGAUGGAUAUAUCAUUCCAAUGGAUUUUAUUUGGCUGAAGCAUCUAAUUCCAGAUGUUCUUCAGAAUAACAAGGACUUUCUCUUUGGGAAUAUUAGAGAACUUUACGAAUUCCACAACAGGACUUUUCUAAAAGAAUUGGAAAAGUGUAGCGAAAAUCCUGAACUUCUGGCACGUUGCUUUCUAAAGAGAAAAGAAGAUCUUCAAAUAUAUUUUAAAUACCAUAAGAAUCUGCCCCGAGCCAGGGCAAUCUGGCAAGAAUGUCAAGACUGCACCUACUUUGGGGUAUGCCAGCGUCAACUGGGUCACACUCUCCCUCUUUUUAAGUACCUGAGAGGACCAAGCCAGAGACUUAUAAAGUACCAAAUGCUGCUGAAGGAUCUGCUGGAUUUUGAGUCUCCUGAGGAUUUCGAGAUGGACCCACGUGACCUAGAAGGAGGUUCAGUUAAGAAUGGACCAAAGAGGACCAAGGAGUCAGCCUUUUCAGCUGAACUACAACAAGCUUUGGCCAUGAUGGAGGAUUUGAUCAAGUCCUGUGAAUUGGCCGUGGACCUGGCAGCUGUCACCGGAUGUCCGGAUGAUAUUGGAAAAUUGGGGAAGCUGUUGAUGCAUGGCUCUUUCAACGUCUGGACCAUUCAAAAGGAUCGUUACAAGAUGAAAGACUUAAUUCGAUUUAAGCCCAGCCAGAGGCAAAUCUAUUUGUUUGAAAGGGGCAUAGUGUUCUGUAAGAUACGAAUGGAGCCCAAUGACCAGGGUCUAUCUCCUCACUACAGCUUUAAGAAGUCUAUCAAGUUGAUGACACUUUCAAUUCGCCAACUUGGAAGGAGGAGCAACAGAAAAUUUGAAAUCGCCCACCAAAAUGGACUUGAGAAAUACAUCUUGCAGGCAGCUUCAAAAGAAAUCAGAGAUUGCUGGUUUUCAGAAAUAAGUAAAUUAUUGAUGGAACAACAAAACAAUAUUAAAGAUGUUCAUGAGGAUGAAGACAAUGGCAGACAAAUCUCCCCCAAAUGCUGCUCCAGCAGGGAGUUUAUCUCCAUGGAAACCUUUGACGAUUGUGAAGGUGCAGAAGAUAUGGAAAAGGAGAGCAGUGCUCUGAGUGGCCACAAACUAAACUGAGGAGAGCCUUGGGGUGUCCACUGGCUUGCUCGCCCCUGCGGGGGAGACUAGUUUGUGGGCAGAGGCAAUGCGGCUGUAGAAAGAGUGCCUGAGGUCGCCCUCGCUGGAGAACUGACCCUCAUCCCGGAGAACUGACCCUCAUCCCGGAGAACUGACCCUCAUCCCGGAAAACCGACCCUCCCCGGUCGCCUUCAUUCCGGGGAGAUGCUGCUGUGGGCUCCGAGACCGGCCCGCCCUUAAGCAGAAGCAGCAAAGGGCCUUAGAGCCUGCGGCUCCGCCGCCGGGGCGGGUGACAACAGGGCGGUCUUCCCAGAACCUGAGGAGCAGUCCGCCCGCGGAGCCCAUCCCCACCCCAGCAUCGCCCGGCAGAGAACUUUGCGCAGCUUCACACGCGCCUGCGCAGGCGCAGGAACUCGGGUGCAGACCCCGCAGAGACACUCGGGUAGCUCGGCAGGCGCUUGCGCAGGGACUCGGCUCAAGUCCCACGGAGAGCCUCGAGCUGCUGGACACGCGCCUGCGGAGGUCAGCGGAGCCCAAUCUUGGAGUGUUCGGUGCAGGGUUUCUCGGUGUUGGCACUUUUGACUUUGGGGGCUGGAUAAUUCUUUGUUGUGGGGGCGGGGCUGUCUUGCGCACUGUAGGAUGUUUAGGAGCGUCUCUGGCCUCUACCCUCUAGACGCCAGUAACGCCCUACCCCCCUCCUGAAUUAUGACAAUCAAAAAUACCUUCAGAGAUUGCCAGAUUUCUCUUGGGGUGGCAAUGAGCUGGAAUGAGAAGCUCUGGUGCGGGCCGCUCAGACUCCACGGGGCACACCUCUCCUCCUCCCCCGAAUUCCCGCAAGAAUGCCAAUGUGGUGCCUGUGUUACUUUGUUCCAGGAUUGUUUCCUUUUAGUGAGGGUUGGUUACAAGUUAACUUCUGAGGUAUUUACGUUUAGAUUUAUAGGGUUUUAAGUUAGUUUCCGUUAUUUCAGCUAUUUAUUAUUUAUUUUAUUAGUUAACUUUGAUUUAUUUUCAGUUUUCUAGUUAUUUAAACUUUAAAGCUUUAAAGCUACCUGUUU
Vicugna pacos (alpaca) is the source of this 4675-nucleotide messenger RNA. The record is from RefSeq and is a predicted model, not a curated record. Lineage: Eukaryota; Metazoa; Chordata; Mammalia; Artiodactyla; Camelidae.